GGUCCAUACGGAUGCAGAGCGCCUGCGAAGAAUGUUAGUGGGUGCGAGAAGGGUGACAGAUCUUCGGUUUCCACUUACCCAGCCGUCAUCGUACUCAUGAAGCAUGCGCACGAGCUGGCCGGACUUGAGCUCAAGCUCGUCAUCCAUGGUAGGCUUGAAAUCGAGUUGGACGCGGUGGACGUUGUUGGGGCCACGGGGACCGGCGCCGACGGGGACAGCUGCAGCAGUGGCGAGCUGAGGAGUGCCAGCGCCGCUACCUUCCCAGGAUGCAGUGGCGCUGUGACCACGCGUACGAGCGCCAUCUUCGAAGGGGUUGCUAGCGGCGGCGGCACCAACGACGGCGGCGUCCGAGAAGGGGUUCUGGCCAGCCUUCUCCGACAUGGCAGCGCCAUUGGCGAAGAGCGAGGGAACAGCGCGAAGGCUGAGGCGAGGAGCAGUGGCACCGGUGCGCGAGGUGCCGGAGCCGACACUCUUCAUGCUGGCACGCCUGUCUCCGGCCGGAGCGCCCACGGCAGCGGCAGUACCGCUGAAGAAGCUGUUCUGGCUGGCAUGCUUCUCAUCGAGCUUCUCGCCCCUCUCCGCAGUCUGCUGCUUGCGUCGGCGAAUGCAGAACAGGGCCAGGCCGGCGACAAUGCCGAUGAUAGCGAGAAUACCGAGGGCAAGCCCGGCCUUUGCGCCGCUGGACAUGCCGGAGUGUUGGUGGUUGAGGACACCAGCGUUGGAGGUGCUCACGGAAAGAGGGGUUCCUCCGGCAGUGUUCGUAGGAGCAGAAGCUCGGAGCGGCGAGCCCACCGCGCGAGUGGUAGAGGGAGCGGCGGGGCUGGACGAGGCAGAAGACGUACGCGUCUUGGCCUGGUGAGCACGAGACUUGGCAGACUCGUAGGAGUUGCCAGAAGAUGCGGCAGUGGCAGCCGAAUCAGGGGAGUUGCGGGUGUUGGUGUUGGCGGCAGCAGCGAUGGUCGGAGUAGCAUCGUUCCCGGAUUGAGUCACGUACACGGCGGGGCCGGUGAACGUCUUUGCCUCGGUGACAUAGACCGCGCUGACGACGGUGACGACAUCCUCGGUGUCGACCUGUUUGCCGGCGUUGUGGAUGAAGCGGUUCUUGUUGUCGAGGUUGACAUGGCUCUGGCUGCCGGCGGGCUUCUUGGAGAGAUCGAUAUGGCUCAGGCUGUUGCCCUUGGCAGACAGAUCGAUGUGGCUGAGGCUGCCGGGCUUUUUGGAGAUGUCGAUAUGGCUGGCACUGCCGCGCUUCUGCAAGUCGAGCAGGUGCCUCGCCUCGUGGGCGUUCUGUUUGUGGAAGAAGGCCAUGACGGUGCUUGCUCACUCCAGGUGAGAAUUGUCAAGGGACAAGGGUGGUGGUGGUGGUGGUGGGCUGAUUGAAUUGCAAGUGGCGUGGUGAGACGUGUUGUGGAAUGUGGCCGUCGAGGACACACGUGCAAGGAAGCUGGUUGACACGCUGGAAUGUGCGAAGGGGCACAGCAAAGCAGGGGGCAGAUGGAUGAAUGAAUGACAGCAACGCGCUGUCCGUCGGUAAAAGAAGGGCGACGGGACCAGCGCUGUCGCGGAGAGGGAGUGGGUGAAGGGUGGAGGAGGUGGUGAAGGAGUGUGGUUGUUGGCGGUGCAGAAGGAGAGGGAGGAAGGAAACAGG
This is a messenger RNA of Neohortaea acidophila, 1648 nucleotides long. RefSeq lists its product as uncharacterized. The coding region runs from base 97 to 1380 and encodes 427 amino acids. NCBI's taxonomy places the organism in Eukaryota, Fungi, Ascomycota, Dothideomycetes, Mycosphaerellales, Teratosphaeriaceae. The record is from RefSeq and is a predicted model, not a curated record. The transcript has a single exon.